AUGGAGACCACACCUUUGAAUUCUCAGAAGGUCCUGUCAGCAUGCAAAGACAAAGAGGACUGCCAAGGAAACGGUGUUCUCCAAAAGGGUGUCCCCACCCCAGGGGACAGGCCUGAGCCUGGCCAAAUAUCCAAUGGGUACUCUGCAGAUCCCAGCACCAGUGCAGAUGAAGCUACACACUCUAUCCCAACAGCCACCACCACCCUGGUGGCGGAGAUUCGCCAAGGGGAACGGGAGACCUGGGGCAAGAAGAUGGAUUUUCUCCUGUCUGUCAUCGGCUAUGCUGUAGACCUGGGCAACAUCUGGCGUUUUCCCUACAUAUGCUACCAGAAUGGCGGAGGGGCCUUCCUCCUUCCCUACACCAUCAUGGCCAUCUUUGGGGGGAUCCCACUCUUUUACAUGGAGCUUGCGCUGGGCCAGUACCACCGAAAUGGGUGCAUUUCUAUAUGGAGGAAAAUCUGCCCGAUUUUCAAAGGGAUUGGCUAUGCCAUCUGCAUCAUUGCCUUCUAUAUUGCCUCCUACUACAACACCAUCAUUGCCUGGGCGCUCUACUACCUCAUCUCCUCCUUCACGGACCAGCUGCCCUGGACCAGCUGCAAGAACUCCUGGAACACCGGCAACUGCACCGACUACUUCUCCCAGGACAACGUCACCUGGACACUCCAUUCCAAGUCACCUGCUGAGGAGUUUUACCUGCGCCACGUCCUGCAGAUCCACCAGUCUAAGGGCCUCCAGGACCUGGGGACCAUCAGCUGGCAGCUUGCUCUCUGCAUCCUACUCAUCUUCACCGUCAUCUACUUUAGCAUCUGGAAAGGAGUCAAAUCAUCUGGCAAGGUGGUGUGGGUGACAGCCACCUUCCCUUACAUCAUCCUGUCUGUCCUGCUGGUGAGGGGGGCCACCCUUCCUGGAGCCUGGAGAGGGGUCGUCUUCUACCUGAAACCCAACUGGCAGAAACUCUUGGAGCCUGGGGUGUGGGUGGAUGCUGCUGCUCAGAUCUUCUUCUCUCUCGGCCCGGGCUUUGGGGUUCUCCUGGCUUUUGCUAGCUACAACAAGUUCAAUAACAACUGCUACCAAGACGCCCUGGUGACCAGUGUGGUAAAUUGCAUGACGAGCUUCAUUUCUGGCUUUGUCAUCUUCACGGUGCUUGGCUACAUGGCCGAGAUGAGGAAUGAAGAGGUGUCCGAGGUGGCCAAAGAUGCAGGCCCCAGCCUCCUCUUCAUCACAUACGCGGAGGCCAUAGCCAACAUGCCAGCAGCCACCUUCUUCGCCAUCAUCUUCUUCCUCAUGCUAAUCACACUGGGCUUGGACAGCACGUUUGCAGGCCUGGAAGGCGUGAUAACAGCAGUGCUGGAUGAGUUUCCACACAUCUGGGCCAAGCGCCGGGAGUGGUUUGUGCUCAUUGUGGUCAUUACUUGUGUCUUGGGAUCCCUGCUCACGCUGACUUCUGGAGGGGCAUAUGUGGUGACCCUGUUGGAAGAGUACGCCACCGGGCCCGCGGUGCUCACUGUGGCACUCAUAGAAGCCAUUGCCGUGUCUUGGUUCUACGGUAUCAGUCAGUUCUGCAGUGAUGUGAAGGAAAUGCUUGGCUUCAGCCCGGGAUGGUUCUGGAGGAUCUGCUGGGUAGCCAUCAGCCCUCUGUUUCUCCUGUUCAUCCUUUGCAGCUUUUUGAUGAGUCCACCCCAACUGCGGCUUUUCCAAUAUAAUUAUCCUCACUGGAGCAUCAUCUUGGGCUACUGCUUAGGGACGUCUUCUAUUAUCUGCAUCCCCACGUAUAUCAUUUAUCGGCUGAUCAGCACUCCAGGGACGCUGAAGGAGCGCAUCAUUAAAAGUAUCACUCCUGAGACACCAACGGAAAUUCCCUGUGGGGACAUCCGCUUGAAUGCCGUGUAA
Molecule: messenger RNA, 1890 nt
Organism: Arvicola amphibius (Eurasian water vole)
Lineage: Eukaryota; Metazoa; Chordata; Mammalia; Rodentia; Cricetidae
Gene: Slc6a4
Product: solute carrier family 6 member 4
Exons: 13
Coding region: 1-1890 (629 amino acids)
Biological process (GO): serotonin uptake; sodium ion transmembrane transport
Cellular component (GO): plasma membrane; neuron projection
Molecular function (GO): serotonin binding; serotonin:sodium:chloride symporter activity
Source: RefSeq, a predicted model, not a curated record